Molecule: messenger RNA, 2221 nt
Organism: Paramecium pentaurelia
Lineage: Eukaryota; Ciliophora; Oligohymenophorea; Peniculida; Parameciidae
Source: the annotation of a GenBank genome assembly
AUGAAAAAUAUAAUUGCAGCCACAUUGACGACUCUACUAAUUGGUUUGAGUUUCUACCAAGUAAAUUUAGAUACUGUUUCUGAUUUUGAAAGAUGGACUUUGAAAAAUGGCAAAAUUUAUUAUGGAAAUGAGAAAAUAUACAGAUAAACAAUUUAUUAUCAAAAUAAAUAAAUGAUUUAUUAACAUAACAAAAGAAAUGAUAUUACUUAUUAAAUGGCAGAAAAUCAAUUUAUGACUAUUACAAAUGAAGAAUUUAUUAGACUUUAAUUGAAUAAUAAUUCAUUUGAAUAAUUAAAUGAUUAAGAUAAAGUUAAAAGAAAUAAUAUACAUUAAUCUUCUGAACCAAUUAAUAAAGAAAAUAAAAAAUGGCCAAUUGAUUGGAGAGGUUUGGUAAACGGUAAUUCUAUGGUUCUGGUAUAUUUUCUGAUUGCACUAGCAAUUCAAAUUAUUAUGCAUUAGCUGUUGGUUAUGAUUCAUCAGAUAAUUGGUUUGUUUAAGCAUCUUUUGGAACUACUUGGGGGGAAUCUGGAUAUAUAAGAUUAGCACCUGGAAAUACUUGUGGUAUUUUAAAUCAUUUUUGGUAAGUGGUGUUGUAUAAUUGAUUUAUCAUAUUACCAUUAAGCAUAAAAUAAAAAUUUCACCCAAUCUCCAAAUAUUAAUCAAUUCAAUAAGAAAUAUGUUUUUCUAAAUAAAAUCAUAUUCAUAAAAAAAAGACAUUUUUCCUUUAUUUCUUUUUUGAAUUCUGUUUUAAUUUCUUUCUUAAUAUUAUCUAUUCAUUAAUUUUCAAAAUUUUAUAUAUUAAAUAAUUGUUCAUGCAUAAUUACGGACAUAUUGAUGGGGAUAGUGGAUUGAUGACAUCAUAAUUCCAUCUUGGGGAUUCUCCUAAGGCCAUGAUAGAUUACAGUCAUAGUGAAAGAAUUGAAACUUUAGUUUAGAAAAGCAUUAUGCAAACAGAGAUUAGAAAACGUAGAACAGGAGAAUCCUAAAGUCUUAUAGAACACUCGAAUAUGCAAUUAAAUGGUCAUCUAUUACCUUAAAUUACUUUAAAUUGUUAAUCUCCAGCAGUAUUUGAUUAGAUAGCACUUGAACUUAAAUAAUAGUAAUUUAUAUUUGUUAAUAUUUUAAGUAACUACACUUGUAUUAUGAGGGAAGCUAAUUAAAUGAUGUUUCUUUAAACUAAGCUUGAUUCUUUUUGUUAAAAGAUCAUUAAGAAUGUGUGUACUCCCACUUAUAUAGCAAGUUAAAGUAACAAUAGCCUUAUUUUGGUUAAAUAUUCAAAAUAGAAACUCAAAAUUGAUGCAUUAUCUGGAGUAAAGAUAAUUAUCAUUAUAAUUAGAAUUAUAAAUUGAAUGAAGAUGUAUUAUUGUCUGUUUGUUUUGUUGUUAAAAGAUAUAAUCAAACACAUAAGGAUUUUGAGCCGGUAGAUGAUAUGAGUCAUAUUAAUCCAUUUGCUAUUACAGCAAUUUCAAUGAAUAGAAUUUAUAUUUAUUUGGAAGACAAUUAAGAGUUUAAAUAAAAGUUGAAUGCUAUUUUAAAAGACAUUGAUUCAAUAGCUAAGCCAAAGAAAUAAUAGUUAUAGAAAUAUAUGCAAGAAAGUUCGUAAUUGGUUCUUGAUACAUUUUAGCAGUUUAAAUAAAAAACAUUGAAAUAUGAUUAUCAAUAUUAUUUGAUGGCAAUAGAGAAAGUAGUGUUUGAAUCGGUUUAUGAUAAGCUAUUUCAUUUUUAUAUUGAUUUCAAUGAAAAGAAUGAAAAUCAAUUUAACAUCAAAAAGUAUUGAUAAAUGAAAAUAGAGAUAACAAAUAAUUGCCAAGUGUAGUGAACAUGAAACCAUGGAAUUCCUAGAAAUAAAAAAUAAAUAUAGAUUAAAUCAAUAAUAUUGGAAUGGGAUUGCUGAAUUAAAUAAAGUGGAUAAAUCUACAAAUCCAAGAGAUAAACUUAGAUCAAUAUAAUAAAUGAUAUGUCUAAUAAAAUGUAUUGAUUUUAAUAUAUAAUAUGAUUAGCUAUAAUAUAUGAAAAUAGUAAUUGUGAAUUAUCAACAAUGGAUGAUGAAUUACCAGUUAUGAUUUACAUCAUCUUAUAUAGUGAAUUUUAGAAUAAAUUUGCAUCUAUUCAUUAUGUGGAUGAUUUUUGUAAUACUGAUCCCACAAUUGAAACUGAGAAAAGAACAGUAACUACUCUUAGAGUUUCUUUAGAGUAUAUUGCUAAUGAUUGGUAAAUUUGA